Messenger RNA from Brassica rapa (field mustard), 6602 nucleotides. RefSeq names its product probable L-gulonolactone oxidase 4. Gene Ontology annotation, molecular function: D-arabinono-1,4-lactone oxidase activity; FAD binding. Gene Ontology annotation, cellular component: membrane. The record is from RefSeq and is a predicted model, not a curated record. Lineage: Eukaryota; Viridiplantae; Streptophyta; Magnoliopsida; Brassicales; Brassicaceae.
GCGGAUUUCACUCUCUUCCAGAUCCAGUCUGAAAGUCCGAUCCAGUGUCGCUAUGACCUAGAAAAAUAUGAUGGUCAAAGGCCUAUCCUUAACUGAUAUAACAAUCUAUGUCGAGUUGACAUGGUCAAACUAAAACAUAAAAAAUAAAAACAUGUCAAAUGAUCAUAAAGGCACCAGAUACUCACCGGAGAUCUCGUCAUAGUUAUGAUUCACACCAUCAAUAUAUAAAAGGGAACCACGAAGAAGAAAAGAGGAUCUGAUUCUUCAUAUCGAAAUUAUAGUCUUAUACUUUUACAUUAUCUUAUUAAUUGAUACUCCGUCCGUUUCAAAAUGACAUAUGUUUUAAAAAAAACAAUUGUUUCUAAAAAUACAUAUUUUACAUUUUCAAUACAUGUAAUAAUGAUAAAUUAUGAACUUCAAAAAUAGUAACUGUAUUCACUGAACUUUGAUUAGUUAAAAAUUAUGGAAAAUUACUAAUCACAAAAAAUAAUAUAUUUAUAAUCAAAAAUUUACGUGUUUUCUUGAUAUGUGUGAUAACUCCAAAACAUACAUUAUAUUGAAAUGGAGAGAUAUCAUUUAACUUUCCACAGUAGUCUCUUCUUACAUUUUCAAUAAAACAUACACUUUUUAUACUUACUCAUAUACCUUUUCUAAAUUAUUUCUUAUACACAUUAACAAAAUUCUGUACCAAGUGGAUUUUGAGAUUCAUUAAUAGGAUUGUUAUUUAUUCGCAAACCAAAACACUAACAUAAGGUUCAUAAACGUAUAAAUGUAAAAAUAGCAUUUAUUUCAUCUUAUCAGACUUCACAGUUCACACUGCCCAUAUUAGUCUUUCUGAUUUUAGAUGAAACAAAUACAAACCUUAACGGAUUCCUCCGACCCCUAAUAGAUCAAGGAGCUCCAGAACCCAACAGCGACGCUACUUGUGAUCCAUUCUCCUACCAUGAUUAAUCAAUUCCGUAAGUGGAAAGGUGAAGUCAUUCUUUUAACUAUUUGCGUUCUUUUUGGGACAAAGCCAAGCUCCACACUCUUUUGAGCUAUUUUUCAUAGUAAAUUGUUGCGAAUAAUCAAUCCCUCAAAAUAGAUUUUUGUUACACGCUUUUCAGUUAUAUUAUAACAACCCUGAAUGAUUUUCCUUCUUCCGUCCAGGAAAUUUUUUCUUCCAUAUUUCCAUUUUGGUUGGACAUUCUUCCUAGCUAACAUUCCAUUUGACAUCUAAUUUAUUUGAAGGGAAGUUGGGAAUAUUGUUAGGAGCCAAAGGGAUGGGCAAUAUAGCCCAUUAUAAAUAAAUACAUAAUUGAUCGUCUUAUCUUGACACAUCCAUAAUGUGGGCACAUAUAUCUCAAUUCCCAUGCGUCUCUCAGGCUACCUUUUGUUUUUUUUUUCACAUCUUUAUUGAUGGUUAGAUAUGUCGUUAUUAAUUACAAAAUAUUCUUAUCUAUCCCAAUCCAACGACCGUAGUUAUGAACUGAUAAUUUUGAGUCCAGCUAAUAAGUAUUGGAUCACGCUGAUAUUACUUGGAUAACCCGAAAGUGUAGGCCAGUCGGGAACAGCCUAUUUAAUGACUUUAAAGAAAAAUCUACAGAUAUGGAUCCACAUACGGCCCUCCCUAGUUUCCAUGUAAUUUGGUCUAUUGUAUGGUGUGAAAUGGGUGAUGAGCUGAGAUGUUUAGGGUAAGUUGUAGCCUAUUACGACAAACUAUCGAAGCCUGUAUCAUACCGGUCCACCAAAGACUACUAAUUUUCUAUAACUUGUCGUUUUUAAUAAGGUUUCAGAUGAGAGGUUUCUGCUAAGUCAAAUCUCAUCAUAUCAUUUUCAAAAGAGUAACGAUGUGAUGGUAGGGUGUAACUACCCCCAUCAAAGCCCCAGUUUAAAACAGUUGAGUCUAUUUUCCAUACAAAAGUUUGUCUUUUUCUCAACAUUAUAUUGACAUCAUGUGAUGCUACAUAAUAUAGGGUCCCAAUACUUUAUACCCACAAAAGCUCAAAUUAUACUGGUUGCUAGAUAGUAAUAAUAUAUAUUUAAUGAUGGGACAAUGCGAUGAUAGACUAUAAAUGAAGCGAUGAUCAAAUAUUUCACUUAAAUUUCGUUUUGAAACUGCCUUACAAAAUGAUAGUUUGGCUAAGUGUGAUUUUUUGUUUAUUCACAUCCGCUUCCUCAACUUCAUCGGAUGAUCCGGUAAAGUGUGAGUUCGGAAACACAAUGUGCACGGUUACGAAUUCUUACGGAGCCUUUCCCGACCGCUCUAUAUGCGAAGCGGCCAAGGUGGAGUACCCGAAGACCGAGGCUGAACUCGUCUCUGUGGUAGCUGCAGCCACUAGAGCCGGUCAAAAAAUGCGGGUCGUGACUCGGUACUCACACAGCAUCCCCAAGCUCGUUUGCACUGACGGCAAAGACGGGAUUCUCAUAAGCACCAAGUUUCUAAACAACGUGGUGCGAGCAGACCGGGAAGCCAAAACAUUGACGGUUGAAAGCGGCGUGACACUAAGACAGCUGAUUGGAGAAGCGGCUAAGCUGGAGCUCGCUUUACCAUAUGCACCGUAUUGGUGGGGACUUACGGUUGGAGGGAUAAUGGGGACAGGUGCUCACGGAAGUUCGCUUUGGGGUAAAGGAAGUGUGGUUCAUGAUUAUGUGACUGAGAUAAGAAUAGUGAGUCCCGGUUCGGUUUCUGAUGGGUAUGUCAAGGUUCGUGUUCUCAGUGAGUCUAUGAAUCCUGAAGCAUUUCAGGCAGCCAAAGUUUCUUUAGGCGUUCUUGGUGUUAUCUCCCAGGUAACUUUCGUAUUGCAACCAAUGUUCAAGAGAUCGUUAACUUAUGUUAUGAGAAAGGAUUCGGAUUUUGGAGAUCAAGCCGUGACUUUUGGGGAAAACCACGAGUUUGCAGAUUUCAUAUGGUUACCGAGCCAAGGCAGAGUUGUGUAUCGAAUGGACGAUAGAGUUCCUUUCAACACUUCUGGCGAUGGCUUGUUCGAAUUUUUCCCAUUCCGUCCGCAACUCUCCACAGCCUUAGCCGUCAACAGAUUAGUAGAGGAGAGUGAAGAGGCAUCUGCAGAUUCAAACAGGAGGUGUGUGAGAACAGAGGAAACAUCUUCAUUCUUGUUUUCAAUCUCAUAUGGUGUGACUAACAAUGGCCUUAUAUUUACAGGCUAUCCGGUUAUAGGAAGCCAAGACCGUAUGAUGUCGUCCGGUUCGUGUCUAGACAGCAUUCAGGAUGGAUUGAUCACAGCUUGUCCGUGGGACCCACGCAUAAACGGAGAGUUUUUUCACCAAACAACGUUAAGUGUUCCUCUCACACAUGUCAAAGAUUUCAUCAACGACAUCAAAGCACUUGUGAAGAUUGAACCAAAAUCUCUCUGCGUCCUUGAAGGCAGCAACGGUAUUUUAAUGCGCUAUGUCACAUCCUCCCCUGCUUUUCUCGGGAAAGAGAAGAAAGCUUUAGACUUUGACCUAACUUACUACCGAAGCAAAGAUGAUCCCUUGACACCGCGUCUCUAUGAGGACUAUGUCGAAGAGAUCGAGCAAAUGGCCUUAUUAAAAUACGAGGCGUUACCACAUUGGGGGAAGAAUAGGAAUAUAGCAUUUGAUGGUGUCAUUAGAAAAUAUAAAAAUGCAAAUGCGUUUUUGAAAGUAAAGGAGAGGUUGGAUCCGUUGGGGUUGUUUUCUACAGAGUGGACCGAUCAGAUUCUAGGGUUAAAAGGAAACGUAACGAUAGUGAAACAAGGAUGUGCUUUGGAAGGGCUGUGUAUUUGUUCGGAGGAUUCUCAUUGUGCUCCCAACAAAGGUUAUAUGUGUCGGCCAGGUAAAGUCUAUAGAGAAGCGAGGGUUUGUACUCGAGUAAGCGCUUGAAACUGAUUAUUUCCAAACUACUAAAAACUUUGUGGUGAAUUUCACCACCUCAGAUUACCCCUACGUUUUGUUUUUUAGCAUGUUGAUUUGUUGAUCAUUGAUUAAAUAACCUAUACCAAAUACCAGCAAUAUAUAUCAAGUAUGGUAUUGUAUGUUAUACCAACAAUGUAUAAUACAUAUUAAUAUUUAAACAGAAUCAUAAUAUGAAAUUAUUUGACAAAAACAAUACUACUCUCUCCGUUUCUAAAUGAUCAUGUUUUAGAAAAAUAUUUAGUUUCUAAAAGAUCAAUAUUUUACAUUUCAAUGUAUGUAAUAAUGUCAAAUUGUCAACUUCAAAAACAUUAAUUGUGUUUACUAAAUUUUGAUUGGUUAAAAAUCAUAGGAAAUAGCUAAACACGAAAAGUAAUAUAUUUAUUAUCAUAAAUUUACGUGUUUUCUUAAUAAAUGUGAAAAUUCUAAAACAUGGAUCAUUCUGAAAUGGAAAAAGUAUAUAACAAAAUAGUCUAUUCGUUUCAAUAUAGAUGAUAUUUUAGAAGAAGUAUUUUGUUUCAAUUUACAUGAAGUUUUGAGGUUUUAAGGUUAAUUUUAAUUUUAUUGGAAAUUGUUCAACCAAUUAGAUUUUUCAGUUUUUUUUAUCAUUGGGUAAAUUAUUUUAAAAUUAUUUAUUUAAAAAUAAUUUUUUUUAAAAAUCUAACUUUCUUAAUCUUUGUGCACUAAAUUAGAACAUCAAGUAUUAUGAACGGAGUGAAUAGAAAAUAGAGGUUGAAAAAAAAAAUAGGGAUCGGUCUUCAAAUUACCAGUGUAUUUAAAACCAUAAACAUUAAAUACACAAAUAAAUUUGCGUAAAACUUAUUAGUGAUGUGUCAGACUCAUAUGAGAAUUAGAUAAGUAAAAACCUUAUACCUUCCUUAAACACGUGGUAGACCGGCAGUGUGGCAGUAGACCAAAAAUAAUAAAGUGUAACCGUAAUGACCAGAUCAUAUGUAAUGUAAUUAAACACAUAAUAUUAAAGUCAAACGAAACUGUAACGCCUAAUGAUGAAUAUGUUGAUUUGAUCAACGAUUCCAUGUGGAAGCAGGAAGUUACAGAGGCUGAUUAAGAUUAUAUUGCGUGUGACCUGAUUCUUUACAAAAGGCCUACUAUAAUGGGCCUACCACUUUAGGAAAAAACCAAUAAGCCAUUAUAACGAGCGAAAAAAUGUUAUAUUGAUCAAACUUUUGAACGUGAAAACUGACAAAAAUGAUUGUGUGUUUACAAGAAGCUCGUACGUGUGUAGUGUAGAGUAGAGUUGGUGAGGUUUAGGAUUUAAGUUGAGACUUUCAAAUUCACUCUGUUUAGGUGAAUAACCGAUUGAACGGCUAGAUUCAAUCAAAAACUAUGAUGAUGCGAUCCUAAAGCGCUACACUUUGUAGUUGAACAAGUACACUUUAGUUGUCUUGGUUCCUUGAAGCUUCUUUCUCCAUUUUGAGCUGUUCUAAAAUCCAGUAAUACGAAUCUAUGACGAGAAUAAUUUCUUACAACAUUUUCAAAGUCAAUUCAUACUUUAAAAGUUGCAAGUGGGUUCCAUUAUGACUCAUAAUUCGUAAUCUUAUUUAUGGGGUUGUUCAAAACUUUUUACUGUAAAACAACAACUUGGAGUUUUAAUGGAGAGAAAAUAUGGAAGGUAGUGAGUUUUAGAGAAACUUCGUUCUAACAUUAUAGUUUUAAGUUCAAUUUGAUAGAAUAUUAUUGAUGAUAACAACUUUAGAGCAUUUUUAAGUCAAUCAUGCAUCAGAAUCUGCGAGUUAGAAUCUGAUUGGCUCGACAAACAUACAGACAUAUAUCAAACCCUUUUCUAAAAAGAACAUACAAACAAACAUAUAGUUUGGCUGUCUUCUCAAGAUCGAAGUAAGUGAUCUUUGAUCUGAGAAUUGAGUAGAACAUUUGUAGCUUGUGUAUGUUUGAUUGUAAUAAUUAAAUUGAUUCUGUGAGCUAUGCAAAUUAGGGUUCCAGUGGAGCUUUGUCACCGUUUGUAGCCAUUUUCUUUAUCCCCGCUAGCUAUUUAUUUUUCAAGAUUAUCAUUUUUUGAAUAAUCUACUAAUAAUAGCAAUCCCAAUUAAUUCCAAAGGUUGUGUGCUUUUAUAAAAAACCCAAUUUUUGUUAAAAGUUGUGUUUGUUCACUAAGGUGUCUUUUGAUUAAAAUUUAUAUCUCUUCAAUAUGAAACUAUUGUAAAACUUUAUGAAUAAAUGUGAGAGUUAUUACUGCACAAAAGGAGACAAACACCACACCAAUGUUGGUCGAAUAAAUGAGUUCCCAAGUACGUUAGGAUACGCUUUAUGUAUUAAGAAUCGUAAUAUGUUAUUCAUUUAAUUAUUCAUUUAGAGUCAUGAGAAAGAAGAGACACAAUACUUAACGGAAGAGACACAACUCUUAAGGAAGAGACACAACUCUUUGUCUAGUUCUUUUGUACUGUUUCGAAUCUAUUUAAGGUGUUGUCAUUGUCCUGUAAACAAAAAUAAUUAUUUCUCACACAGUAAAAAGUAAAGUUUGUGUUAUUGAAGAGAGCACCGUGAUAUUGAUAAUCACAAGUUUGUGAUAUUGAUAAUCACAAGAUUGUGAUAUUGCAAACUGUUUUUACUAUGUUAUCACAGAACAAAACAGAGUCUAGAAUCCUUAACAACCAAAAACGAUGUGGGACAACUCCGAUAACCAUAGGAAGAAGAACCAUGUUAAUAUCACUGCCAUAGAUAUCGAUAACCGGUCAAAACCACCAUGGAUC